Alternaria arborescens is the source of this 1149-nucleotide messenger RNA. RefSeq lists its product as hypothetical. Bases 1 to 1149 code for a protein of 382 amino acids. The transcript has 4 exons. The record is from RefSeq and is a predicted model, not a curated record. NCBI's taxonomy places the organism in Eukaryota, Fungi, Ascomycota, Dothideomycetes, Pleosporales, Pleosporaceae.
AUGCCGUCAGAAUUAGAAGAGCUUGUAGAAUUCCUGCAUCACGGCAACACGCAGAUCAGACAGACUGCGGCCGAACACCUCGUCGGAUAUUCACAAGCAAACCCUUCCUUGUGGAAGCGCAACCAACUAGAGCCCAUUAGGGAUCUCAAGCUACUCGUCAAGGACUAUGCGCCCAUAGCGAAGAACGCCCUUACCAUUCUCAUCAACGUCUCGGCAGACGCUGAGGUCCAGAAGGCACUGGCCAAGGACGAUGAAUUUCUCGAGACGCUACUAUCGCGGAUAACCAACUCGAAAGAGCCAAAUGCGAACGAGAUCGCAAUGCUCCUCGCCAAUAUGGCCAAGGAGGAUUCACUACAACGCGUCUUGGAGUUGAAGCGCGACAUACCAAAGGAGCUGUCCAAGUCGACGUGGGCCAUGGACCAGCUCAUGGACUGCUUUGUCAAGGGCGCAGAGGGCGCUUACAACAAGCACGCAGACUUUGACUACCUCUCGUACUUCUUCGCCGAUCUGGCCAAGUUUCCCAAAGGCCGCGAAUACCUCACUACACCCCAGGAGCAUGACGACAACGUAAUUCCAAUCACCAAGAUUCAGGUCUUCACCGAUCACACCUCGCACAUCCGACGCCUUGGUGUAGCAUCGACGAUUAAGAAUGUCGCAUUUCACGUCCCUGCGCACCCAGUACUGCUAUCCAAUCUAUCCUCCGACCCCAAUUUACCACCACCCUCUAUCGGUGCGAACUUACUUCCUUAUAUUCUUCUACCCCUUAUGGGCCCAGAAGAAUACGCGGAUGAUGACACGGAGGGCAUGUUGGAUGAGCUGCAACUCCUCGAGCCAGACAAGGAGCGCGAGAAGGAUAAUGAAAUCAUCAAGACACAUCUCGAGACACUACUUCUGCUGAGUACGACACAAGAAAGUAGGGAAGUGCUGAGACGCGUCAAAGUCUACCCAAUCGUCAGAGAGUGCCACAUGCACGUCGACGAUGAAGGAGUUCAAGAAGCAUGCGAUCGUGUGGUUCAAGUCAUCAUGCGCAAAGAAGAAGGCGAAGAGGAGGAUAUACCAGACAUGGCUAGCGCAGGUGGUAGCGGGAAGCUAAUGGGGCUGGAGAACGUGGAAGACGAUGAAGAUGAGAAAAUCGUUGACGUCGUUUAG